This is a messenger RNA of Gordionus sp. m RMFG-2023, 852 nucleotides long. RefSeq lists its product as uncharacterized. Lineage: Eukaryota; Metazoa; Nematomorpha; Gordioida; Chordodea; Parachordodidae. The record is from RefSeq and is a predicted model, not a curated record. The transcript has 3 exons. The coding region runs from base 85 to 618 and encodes 177 amino acids.
AUAUUUUUAUUACAGCGGUUUAUUGUGUACUCCAGAAAAAAACUCAAAGAAAGGGAUUUAUUUCCUGAUCCAUUAUAUAUAUACAUGGAUUUCGAAAAGUCUGCUAUGACCGCGGUUAAGAGUAUCAUUGGGGAUCACAUCGUAAUUAGAGGAUGUUUUUACCAUUUGUGUCAAAGUACACAUAGAAAAAUUCAGAAGCUGGGUCUGGAAAGCGAAUAUAGGACGGAUGAAACUCUAAGUUUUUUUUGUGGCAUGAUGGACGGCUUAGCAUUCGUUCCGUUAUGUGAUAUGGAUAAUGCAAUGACAUUCCUUAGAUCAGUUACUCCGAGCAAUGGUAAGGACAUUCUCGAUUAUUUCGAUAAAAAUUAUGUCAAUGGAGUAUCAAGGAAUGUCAUGAGAAGCAAUUCUCAAUCCCAAACACGUCGAAUUGAGCCUCGAUUUCCUCCAGAAACCUGGAACGUGAAUCAGAGUACUCUCUCAGAUGAAGAACGAACAAAUAAUCAAUGCGAAGGUUGGAAUCAUCGUUUUUCUAAUCUGGUUGGUAAUAAACACCCAUCAAUCUGGGUACUCAUUAAAAAAAAUGAAAUGCGAAGUGGCUGCCGACGAAACCAAACUUGAAAGAUGGCGCGUAGGUAGUUGGACAUCUAAAACAAAAUCGCAGAGUUCUAACAACCAGAUUCGGCUAAAGAAACUUUGCGAAGAAUACCGUGAUGGGGUGCGAAGCCUUCCGGAUUUUAUAAGAGCGAUAUCCUUCAAUAUUCGAUGUCAACCAAUAUAAUUAUUAUUAUAAAUUAUAAAAUUAUAUAUACAUAAUCAUGGUUUACCAAUAAAUUAAACAUUUCUUAUUUCUAA